UUUGAAAAUAUCUUCACAAAGUCUUCACUUCAAUUACUUUUUUAUUCUUCUUCUUCUUCUUCUUCUUCUUCUCCUCUCCACAAAUUGGAAUAGAAGAGAUCAACCACAACCUCCGACUUCGCUGUCUAGUUUCAUCUCACUAGCACGCCAUAAGCUGUUGGUUUAAAUACCUUCACAUCCACAAUCUCUUCCACCAUCAUCUUCCUUCACAAUUGCAAAUAUGGUUCAAUCGUAAGUAUCAUCCUUCUGCCAUACUCUCUACAGUCUGUUAAUCAUAUAAUGAUAGAUCCGUUCUUGGUUUCCCACGUAUGGGAGCUCUCAGAGAGCUUAAGAAAGCUACUGGUAAGCUUUUUUACCUCUCAGUUUUACCCCACAUUGUGUAUACUAACAAUAUCAACAGAGGCAUACUGGGGUCAAAAGAUUUCUCAGGCUGAUCUCCUUGCUGAGGCAAAGAGACUCCGUCUUGAACAUUGGAACAUUCAAAAGAAGGCUGGUGUCGAUAUCAUUCCAUCCAACGACUUCGCUUUGUAUGAUCAAGUUCUUACUCACAUCCAAGACUUUGGUGUAAGCUUUUCUCUCCCUCUCCAAAACUUAAUGGAACACCGCUGACAAUUAUCUUUACAGGCUACACCAGAAAGAUAUACUCAACAUGGUCUCGACCAAAUCGAUCAAUACUUUGCUAUGGGACGUGGUCACCAACGUGAUGGUAUUGAUGUUCCUUCCUUGGAGAUGGUAAAAUGGUUCGACUCAAACUAUCAUUACGUCAAGCCAACUCUUCAAGACAACCAAUCCUUCAAGCUCACUUCAGACCCAAAGGCUGUACGUGAAUUCAAGGAGGCCAAGGAGGCUGGUAUCACUACCCGGCCAGUCUUGGUUGGUCCAGUUUCUUUCCUCCACCUCGGAAAGCCAGAUCGUGGACAAUCCGUUGACCCAAUUGAUCUUUUGGACAACCUUUUGCCAGUUUACAUUGAGCUCCUCAAGCAACUCAAGGCUGCUGGUGCCGAGACUGUUCAAAUUGAUGAGCCAACUCUCGUUUUCGAUCUUCCUGCCAAGACCAAGGCUGCUUUCAAGCCAACAUAUGAGAAGCUCGCCAGCUUAGGUGAUGAGAUCCCAAAGAUCGUCUUCGCUACCUACUUCGGUGACAUCGUUCACAACAUUGAUGCUCUCCCAACUGACAUCUAUGCUGUUCACGUUGAUUUGGUCCGUAACCCAGAACAAUUGGAGACUGUCAUUUCCGCUUUGGGAUCAAAGACCAUCUUGUCUGCUGGUGUUGUUGAUGGACGUAACAUCUGGAAGACCAACCUCAAGCGUGCCAUUGAGACUGUUGAGUCUGCUAUUCAAAAGCUCGGAAAGGAUCGUGUCAUCGUUGCCACUUCCUCUUCCCUCCUCCACACCCCACACACUCUUGCAAGUGAGAAGAAGCUUGACCCAGAAAUUGCCGAUUGGUUCUCUUUCGCUUCCGAGAAGGUUGUCGAAGUUGCUAUCAUCGCCAAGGCUGUUACUGAAGGACCAGCUUCCGUUCGCGCUGAGCUCGAGGCUAACGCCAAGUCUGUCCAAGCUCGUGCUUCUUCCAAGAGAACCAAUGACCCCAAGGUCAAGGAACGUCAAUCUAAGAUUGUCGAGAAGGAUUACAACAGAAUCUCUUCAUUCCCAGAACGUAUCUCUCUACAACAAAAGGCUUUAGGUCUUCCUCUUUUCCCAACCACCACCAUUGGUUCUUUCCCACAAACCAAGGAGAUCCGUAUCCAACGUAACAAAUUCACCAAGGGUGAAAUCACUGCCGAGGAGUACGAGAAAUUCAUUGAGAAGGAGAUUGAAGACGUCGUCAAGGUUCAAGAAGAACUUGACCUUGAUGUCUAUGUUCACGGUGAGCCAGAACGUAACGACAUGGUUCAGUACUUCGGUGAACGUCUUGAUGGUUAUGCCUUCACCACACACGCCUGGGUUCAAUCAUAUGGUUCCCGUUGUGUUCGUCCUCCUAUCAUCGUUGGUGAUAUCUCUCGUCCAGCACCAAUGACUGUCAAGGAGUCCAAAUACGCCGUCUCCAUCUCCAAGAAGCCAAUGAAGGGUAUGUUGACUGGACCAAUCACCUGUUUGAGAUGGUCUUUCCCUCGUGAUGAUGUUCAUCAAUCCGUCCAAGCUGAGCAACUUGCUUUGGCUCUUCGUGACGAGGUUGUUGAUCUUGAGGCUGCUGGUGUUUACGUCAUUCAAGUCGAUGAACCAGCUCUUCGUGAAGGGCUUCCUCUUCGUUCCGGUAAGGAGCGUGAGGCUUACCUUGAUUGGGCUGUUAAGUCUUUCAGACUUUCCGUCUCUGGUGUUCAAGAUUCCACUCAAAUUCACUCUCACUUCUGUUACUCUGAGUUCCAGGAUUUCUUCCACGCCAUUGCUGCUCUUGACGCUGAUGUUCUCUCUAUUGAGAACAGCAAGUCUGAUGCUAAGCUCCUCAAGGUCUUUGUUGAUGAGGCUUACCCACGUCACAUUGGUCCAGGUGUUUAUGACAUUCACUCUCCUCGUGUUCCAUCCGAGCAAGAGAUUAAGGACAGAAUUGAGGAGAUGUUACAAUUCCUUAAGCCAGAGCAACUUUGGAUUGAUCCUGAUUGUGGUCUCAAGACUCGUCAAUGGGCUGAAACUAAGGCUGCUUUGACUAACAUGGUCAAUGCUGCUAAGUUUUACCGUCAAAAGUAUGCUAACAAGGCAUAAAUUUCACUUCAUAUCCAUAUGUUAAUAAGGGGAUGUGAAUUGAAGAUGAUAUCAUGAGGUUUUAUUUUUUAAUGUCUUGGUUCUUUAACCAAUGGGAACGACUUCAACAUCGGCGUUUCUUGGUUGGGGUAUUUAAGACAAAAGCGAUUUAUUAUGAGCGUUACUUUGGAGUUUUCAACAGCGUAGGGCGGUCGUGGGUAAUAGAUGAUCCAUCAACCGGACAUCUUGGUGGCGUGGCGUAUCAAAUAUGAAAUAUGAUGGGAAAUGAAAAAGGUGAUGAGGAUAUGGAACUCUUAUGACGUUAAACCAACUUACUAUCUUGAUGAUUGUUAAGGAGGACGAUAAGAGUGGAUUUUUGGUGAAGGUUGGUAGAUAUGAUAAAAGUAGAUAAAUAUACCCUUUUCAACCGG
This is a messenger RNA of Sclerotinia trifoliorum, 3110 nucleotides long. The record is from the annotation of a GenBank genome assembly. NCBI's taxonomy places the organism in Eukaryota, Fungi, Ascomycota, Leotiomycetes, Helotiales, Sclerotiniaceae.